Molecule: messenger RNA, 2089 nt
Organism: Solea senegalensis (Senegalese sole)
Lineage: Eukaryota; Metazoa; Chordata; Actinopteri; Pleuronectiformes; Soleidae
Gene: gnpnat1
Product: glucosamine-phosphate N-acetyltransferase 1
Exons: 6
Coding region: 201-755 (184 amino acids)
Biological process (GO): UDP-N-acetylglucosamine biosynthetic process
Cellular component (GO): endoplasmic reticulum-Golgi intermediate compartment; endoplasmic reticulum; Golgi apparatus
Molecular function (GO): monosaccharide binding; glucosamine 6-phosphate N-acetyltransferase activity
Source: RefSeq, a predicted model, not a curated record
CACGUCAUGUCCAGGACUCGCCACGCUAGGCGGUGACACCAGCCGAACACCACCCACAUGCGACCGUCAUAGUGAUGUAGUCCGGCCUCAUUCAAAACGAAUAGCUAAUCUACCCGGUUGUGUGGCACGCUACUUUGCCACUUCGAGGGAAUUCCGCUGGACUGACUCUUCCUGUGUGUUGCUUUCUCUGAGUAAGUGGAAUGCUGCUGGACGAGACUCCUCUGUUUGACCCCUCUCUGCUUCAGGAGCUGGACUGGAGUAGCAACACUGUGUCCUUCUCUCCCCCCAUCUCCCCUUCCUGUCCAGGAGAAGGCCUGGUGCUGAGGCCGCUCUGUAUGGCCGACUUCAAUAGAGGACUCUUCAUGGUUUUAUCUCAACUCACCCAGACUGGAGAUGUAACACCGGAGCAGUUCACGAAAAAGUUUGAUCACAUGAAGAAGACAGGAGAUUACUAUGUUGUUGUGGUGGAGGACACCAAUCUGGGGCAGAUUGUUGCCACGGCCACAUUGAUCACAGAACACAAAUUCAUCCACUCCUGUGCAAAGAGAGGCCGGGUGGAGGAGGUAGUAGUCAGUGAUGUCUGUCGAGGGAAGCAGCUGGGCAAACUGUUAGUUUCAACUCUUACUCUUCUUAGCAAAAAACUGAACUGUUAUAAAAUCACACUGGAAUGUUCUCUCAAAAAUGUGGCUUUCUAUGAAAAGUUUGGCUACAGCGCUUCAAGUGAGACCUACAUGCAGUGUCGAUUUUCCGAAUGAAGACGGCAGCGGAUUUAAACCUGGACUAUAUCUGUAUACACAACAGGUACUCGUAGUAGAUUUAUGACAUUCUUAUCCUUUUGGCUUUUCUGUUCAGGGGUCACCACAGCGGAUCAUCUGCCUCUAUCUUGUUUGAUUGGUUUUAAUCCGUUGGAUUCCAGUGGGAUUCUCGUGGGAGUGGGGUCUGCUUGCAGGGCUUCUUUUUGAGUGCAUUGUCUGUUCUAAUGGUGAAAUUGACCUUAGUGUGGAGCCUGUACUGGAAGCAACCACUCAGAGGAGCCCUGAAGGCAAACUCUCUUGUGUUGAGACCUUGUGUAAGAUCUGAGGAGGGGGGGGGCACAGAAUGAGCCCAGCAGCUGUAUAAAAUUUGAACAUUUAAUAGAUAAUGUGACCUAUCUUUUUUUAUAUGAAAGUCUAGGGCAAAGUCAUCAAGGGAAAAUGUGUCACUUUGGAAGUUGUGAUUUUUUUAUUUUUUAUUGUUGUUUACACUCGGACGUCAUAGGCUUUCUUUCUUAAGACAGUUCUUAAGAACUGGCAGAGGUGCAGGGUGACGAGUUCUUGACUGUGCUAUGUCGUUCCUCAACACUCUGUUUAUGUCAAAGACAUUCACCCCUUUGGUAACCAUGGCUACCUCACCAGGGUGGAGGGUGAAAUCUUUCCAAAUAUCUACACAGGCCUGAAUGUCAUUCAUUCCACUUGUAAUUCUUGUAGUUACACUGCUAAAAGUGAUUUAGCUGUGUAUCAACAGAAAACAUACACUAAUCUGUGACUGUAAAGGAACUAAGAGUUUAUACCUGGGGGAAAUAAUAUACCACAUGAACUAAACAAGUGUGUUUGAAGGAUAUGUACUUAGUCUGUUGCAAUCAUUACAAUGACUCCAUAAAGAACUGAAGGUUUUUCUUUUUUCCUAAUAAAGGAUAACAUCAUCUUCCUAGAAAUGCAAGUAGUUAAUUACUUGGGGUAAUGCAUUUAUUUGGAUUUUAUUCACCAGUCUGUUUGUACACUGCUCUUUCCAAAGACUUGAAGUAUCAGACCAUUGUUACUGAAUUAUUGUGGUUUCAAUGCAUAAAGUUUAACUUGAAAUUUCAAUUGAACAAAAGUUUGAGAUGGAAAUGAAUGGGUUUUAAAGUCUUACAUUUGGUUGAUAUUCGUAACCACAAUUAGCUGAGAGAAUCUUUCAAAAUGGGUAAUAAUGAUUUUAUAAGGAAACUUGUUUGUAAAAUUUUGUAAUUGUUUUAUAAUGAUACUGUGAUCCUGAAGAACUGGGGGAAAAUAUUUAAUCUAAUUUAUUUACAGGUUUGUAAGAGCCAAAAUAAAAUAUUCUAUGAUAUACA